AAGAAGGCCUCCAAUAAGAGACAGAGGGGAGGACAGAAGUCUUGCUCCAAUGUAUUCUCCAUGUUUGAGCAGUCACAGAUACAGGAGUUCAAGGAGGCUUUUGGCUGCAUUGACCAAGACAGAGACGGUGUUAUCAAGAAACAGGACCUAAGGGAGACAUAUGGACAACUGGGAAAGCUUAAUGUCAAUGAUGAGGAGCUGGAUGGCAUGCUGAAUGAAGGGAAGGGUCCCAUUAACUUCACUGUGUUCCUGUCUCUGUUUGGGGAGAAACUCAACGGGACUGACCCUGAAGACACCAUACUUGCUGCCUUCAAGCUGUUUGAUCCUAACGCGACAGGCUUUGUUAAUAAAGACGAGUUUAGGCGAUUACUGAUGAACCAGGCUGAUAAAUUUUCAGCAGAGGAGGUGGAUCAGGCUUUUGCUCUCGCUCCAAUUGACCCAGCCGGCAACAUCGACUACAAGUCGCUCUGCUACAUCAUCACACACGGAGAUGAGAAGGAAGAAUCCUAA
Molecule: messenger RNA, 510 nt
Organism: Scomber japonicus (chub mackerel)
Lineage: Eukaryota; Metazoa; Chordata; Actinopteri; Scombriformes; Scombridae
Gene: myl7
Product: myosin, light chain 7, regulatory
Exons: 6
Coding region: 61-510 (149 amino acids)
Biological process (GO): cardiac muscle tissue development; heart contraction
Cellular component (GO): cytoplasm; myofibril
Molecular function (GO): calcium ion binding
Source: RefSeq, a predicted model, not a curated record